CGCUUCGAAAAAGAGAAGAGAACAAUCGCCAACGGUCUGGCGGGAACGGAUAGCACAAGCACAGACGGGCACGGACAGGCACGAACGGGAACUUUUCCACAACGGAUAGAAAAGCUCGUCGCAUGGAUUUCGAUCGUUUCGCCAUCGGGCACGAUGGAUCACUGAGUGAUGCAAGUUACUUGACGAACUCUCUUUUCGACGACAAAUUCACGACGAGAGGCUCAACGACGGAUUCCCGUGGGGUUAGCGUUAUUUCAACAGCGGCGUCACGGCGAUAGGAUUUGAACGGCAGGAUGAAUAUGCGAGUAUUUUCCGUUUAAAUACAAUUCGUCGAUUAACGUCGUGGGAAACAUGGAUUGCAUGGAGUAUGAUGACACUCAGACUCGACGGAGGAAAGCGUCCGAAAAGACCGACGAGCACCAGGCCAAACGUUCCAAGCACGUCGAGGAUGACAUUGACGAACAAAGCGAAGAGUAUACUGCUGGAAAAGUGGCAAAGAUUCGCCUUUAUAAUUUUAUGUGUCAUGAUGCAUUGGAAAUAACAUUGAAUCAGAAUGUUAAUUUUAUCGUGGGACGCAAUGGCAGUGGCAAAAGCGCUAUAUUGACUGCAUUGACUAUAGGACUUGGUGCGAGAGCAAAUGUUACAAGCAGAGGAACCUCUGUUAAAGAGUUCAUCAAGAAAGGCAAAAACAACACUACUGUAGAGAUAACUUUAGUUAAUAAGGGAGACGCUGCUUACAAGCCUGAUAUUUAUGGUGAUACAAUUACAAUUGUACGAAUCAUUGGUCGUAACUCGUCAUCAUAUAAGAUUAAAAAUUGGAGAGGAGAAAUUAUUUCUUCAAAACGAGAGGAAUUGGAUAAUAUUGUAACAACGAUGAAUAUACAGAUUGAUAAUCCAAUAUCUGUUUUGAAUCAGGAUGUUUCAAGAACAUUUCUAGUUACCUCUAAGCCUGAGGAAAAGUAUAAUCUGUUUAUGAAAGCUACUCUCUUGGAUGCCAUUGAAAGUAAUUAUAAAGAAGCUCUCAACAUAUGUGAAGAAGAGUAUGCUAAAUUAAAGCAAUAUUCCAUGGCUUUGUCACAAAUAAGAGAAGAAAUACAGAGAUUGAAGGAAAGUAUACACAGAUUAGAAGAAGUAGAUGAAUCACGGCGAGAAUUAAAUGAUCUUGAAAAGGAACUUGUGUGGGCUACGGCGAUUGUGGAAGAAACUAAACUAAAUAAGAUACAAGAGACUUUAAAGAUGUAUGAAGAUAAUUUGAAAGAGCUUCAAAAUUCAGAAUUAUCUAUUACAACAAAGGAUGCAGAAAUUGAUGCAAAAAUCAAAGAAAUAAAGGAAAAAAUUCAGCAAGCAGAACAGGAAGUAACAGAUAGUAGCGAAGCUUAUAAAAGUGCAAAAGAAAAACAUUCGACUGCGAAUGAAGCAUACAAUAAUAAACAACGUGAAUGGCGUUCUGUGACACAUAAAAUAAAACGAUUAGAAGAUGAUAUUAAUUUGCUGAAAAAGGAAAUUCAAAAGUUAGAAAGCUGCAACGAUGAAGAACACAACAAGAAAAAAGAAAUGAAGGAACGUUUAGCAAAGUUAGAGGAAAAACUGGAUGAAUAUGAUGCCUCGUUACGCACCAAGCAAACCGAAUUGAUGCAUUUAGAAGCUGAUAAGGUGCGACUUAUGCAAGAAGUAAAUUACACCAGAAAUGAAAUGGAGAAUUGCAACAGACAUAUAAGUAAGAUCAAAAGGGAGUUGAACGCAGUCGAGCAACAGUCGGACAACGCAUUGAGUGUAUUUGGACCGAACAUAUUGCGUUUGUUGAAGAGAAUCGAGGAGGAAUAUAGAAAAAACCGAUUCCAGAAAAAACCACGUGGUCCUAUUGGUGCUUUCAUAAAAAUGAAAGACGCCGCUUGGGCACCGGCAGUAGAAUAUUUUCUCGGUAAAGGCUUUCUUAGUUCGUUCUGUGUAGAUAAUAGUCAGGAUGCCAAAUUGUUAAGUAGUAUUAUGAAAGAAAUUUUCUAUAAUAACGAGAGUAGCCUCCAAAUAAUAUCCAGCAAAUUUUUUAACCAGGUGCAUGAUGUUACACGCCACUGUACACGGUCACCAAAUUAUUCUAAUCUCUUGGAAGCGAUGGUUAUAGAAGAUCCUGUUAUAGCUAAUUGCCUGAUUGAUCAACGCGAAAUUGAAUGUGUACUUCUUAUACCGACAAAUGAUGAAGCCUGUAUGAUAAUGUCAAACGCGUCAAGAGUGCCAAAAAAUUGUAAGAGAGCGUUUAAUCUAAAUGGUGACACAUACUUUCCUGAUCCAAAUUAUAGAACUUAUGGCGGAAAGUGUACGCGCGCUAAGUACCUUCAAGUUUCUACUACGGAAGCGAUGCAAACACUGAAGGAAGAACUUCAGACAGCGGAAAACAAAAAGCAAGAAGUUACUACGGCUUAUAACGCUGUAUGUGAAAAAAUAAAACGCACUAAUUCCGAAUUAAAUAAUGUAAACACAACAGUCCGCAAAUUAAUGUCCGCACAAAGUGAAUGCACAAAUUUUAUUAAUGAAUUGAAAGAUAAAAUUGGUUCGACUGAAGCCACUUCUGCUGAUGUUUUCCGAAAUGAAGCCGCGGAAUUGGAAAAGAAAUUAGCGCAGGAAAAUGCCGCGGAAAAGCUUUUAGCUGAGAGUACAAAAGAACUUCAGAAGAACGUUCAGUCUCUCGACAACGAAGUUAAGCGUUGCAGGGACUUGAGGCAUAAUUUAAACACAGUGAUUGAUCCUUUUAAAGAUCAAAUAAGAGAGCUUACACAGGAGAAAGAACGACAUCGGCACGCGUGUCAACGUGCCACUCGAAAGUUACAGGAAAUUCGGCAAUCUAUACAAUGUACAAGUGGGGAAUUUGAAAUGCAAGAGAGAGCUACGAAUAAAGCUGUCUCCAACGCCACUGAAAAAUGUCCUAGAAUAAAUACUACCAGGUCGAAGAAUCAAAUAAAAACUUUACUAACUGAAUUACAAGAUAAGAUUCGCGAGGUAGAAAAUCAAUUCGGCUGUGUGGACGAAUUACGGCAGCAACUACAAGAAAAAGAGCAAAAAUAUGGGGUAAACAUCGAGUUCGCAGCUCAUUUGAAACAAAGUUGUGAAAAACACAUCGAGCGAGUAAAGAAACGACAAAAAAUGUUUCUCCAAUUGAGAGAGAUGUACAGUGCUUACGUGCAGAGAUCUUUCACCGACGUGCUUUCUUUAAGACAGUACAAGGGCAAAGUAAAAAUCGAUCAUGUAAACAAAGUGCUUGACUUACACGUGAGUGCACGGGACGAUAAAAAGACGGGCAACGAUACCAGAUCGCUCUCGGGAGGCGAACGAUCUUACUCGACCGUCGCGUUUAUCUUAGCUCUCUGGGAUUGCAUUCAACUACCAUUCUACUUUCUUGAUGAAUUCGAUGUAUUUAUGGACAAAGUAAACCGACGGGUGAUAAUGGAUAUCCUUUUAGAUCACACUAGAUCGCAUCCGCGAAGUCAAUACGCUUUUCUUACACCUCUAGACACGUCGCACAUUCUUGCUGAGGAUUACGUAACGAUUCAUCAAUUACAACCACCAGAGAGAAGAGGCCUCAGUCAGCAGUGAUAGUUACAUUUUUUUUUUGUUUUUUUUUUCCUUUAAUAUUUCAACAAAAAUGUGUUUGUAUUUUAAGUUAUAGCUGAAGGUGUAUUGUACGAAACUCGUUUCUUAGCAAUAAGCGAAAGUAAUUUAUUUGUUGUGAAUUGUUAAAAAAGAGGAACCCUCAGAUAUUUAUGUGCUCUAACGUUUAAGGCGUAAAAAUAGCGUCAGGUCACAAGGCACUUUGCGCAGUUUGCUUUACAUGAGGCGCAACAGAAGAUUUACAAUAUGUUUUUAUAUAAGAUAUAGGCAUUUCCUAGUGAUUUUCUAGGAGCUCAAAUUAUUUGUGGUUCAACCGAGUUAUACGGUACUCAGAAUAAAAAUUUUACAAUUGAAACACUAAAAGUGCCUUCAAAUAAUACCAUAUAAAAAAUGUGAUACAUGUUUCUUUUUUAAUAAUAAAAGAUCAAAUUAUCGCAGUA
Molecule: messenger RNA, 4043 nt
Organism: Solenopsis invicta (red fire ant)
Lineage: Eukaryota; Metazoa; Arthropoda; Insecta; Hymenoptera; Formicidae
Gene: SMC6
Product: structural maintenance of chromosomes protein 6
Exons: 19
Coding region: 352-3588 (1078 amino acids)
Biological process (GO): double-strand break repair via homologous recombination
Cellular component (GO): Smc5-Smc6 complex; site of double-strand break; nucleus
Molecular function (GO): damaged DNA binding; single-stranded DNA binding
Source: RefSeq, a predicted model, not a curated record